GACACGGACACGCGGUCCCAGUGCUGGCGUUCGUUUGCGCUUCCCGCAAUUCCAUCUCUCGCCCGUAGAUCCAGAUUCCUGCUUCCCCCAUCGUCUCCUCUCGCUUCGCCGGUAGUAACCCCCGCGACAGGGAAGGAGGGAGGCGAGCGCCAUGUCGGCGCUGUUCAACUUCAACUCCUUCCUGACCGUGGUGCUGCUGGUGAUCUGCACCUGCACCUACAUCAAGAUGCAGUUCCCGGCCAUCCUCAACGACCGCACCGGAUUCCGUGGUUUCUUUUGGAAAGCUGCCAGGAUAGGUGAGCGAUUGAGCCCUUGGGUAUCAUUCGGGUGCUUGGCUAUGGGAAUAUCCACAUUAUUCUUCUAAGGCCAAAAUGUUAAAUCUCCAUAAUUUUAGUCUAGGAUGCAGAACAUUGUUUUACCUGUAGAAAGAACUGUAAUAUUUGAUUUUAGCCCAUGUCUUUAUUGAAGCAUUUUGCUUCAAUUUUUACUUUGGAUGGAGACAAGCACUGAUCUUUGUAAGAGCUGGCAAUCUUAUGUCUGCAGUGGGGAUGCAGAAUGAGGGAACCGAACGAAGGUGAAAUAUAUUGUACCAUCUAGUGUUUGAUUAUUGUGGUGAGCAGUUCGAUUGGUUCUGGUAAUCAAAUAUUGUACCCAACAAACUUAAAUAUAUGAGUGUAAGUUGUUCUUCUAAGUCA
Panicum hallii is the source of this 695-nucleotide messenger RNA. RefSeq names its product protein kish-like. The record is from RefSeq and is a predicted model, not a curated record. Lineage: Eukaryota; Viridiplantae; Streptophyta; Magnoliopsida; Poales; Poaceae. The coding region runs from base 152 to 364 and encodes 70 amino acids. The transcript is spliced from 4 exons. Gene Ontology annotation, biological process: protein secretion; intracellular transport.